ACUUUCUGAAAGUUGGCCUGUUGUGUUCAGUUAUCUGAAGCGACACUCGUGCCCUGCUAUCUGCGAAUCUCGGGCGCCGCCCCGUGGUUCAAUGCUGAACUACACAACAUAAACAGUGAUGGCGGUCGUGCACUUGGACUAGCUUACAGGUUGGGGCUGUGAUGUCAGAGCUGGCCGUGGUGUUUGGGGGCUCGCGCGGGAUUGGCCGAGCUGUGUCACAGCUGCUGGCUGCUCGAGGUCACAGGGUUGCCGUGGUUUCCAGACACCUGGAAGCUGCACAAGCUGCUGUGGCAACGCUGGCCGGAGGGGAGCACCUGGCUCUGGGCUGUGAUGUCUCCAGGGAGCAGGAGGUGCAGGAAGCCUUCCAGAGCAUACAGAAAACCUGCGGAAACCUCCGCUACCUGGUCAACGCUGCAGGUGUCAACAGGGAUGGGCUCUUGUUGAGAGCAGCGCAGGGGGACAUGGUGUCUGUGCUCCACACCAACCUGCUGGGGACCAUGCUCACCUGCCGAGCAGCGCUUCGGAGCAUGCUCCACAAACAGGGCGGGGCCAUCGUCAACAUAGGGUCGGUUGUAGGGCAGAAGGGGCAUGCAGGGCAGUGUGUCUACAGCGCCUCUAAGGCAGGGCUGGAGGGCUUCACCCGCUCGCUCGCCAGAGAAGUGGCAUCGCGCCGCAUCCGCGUCAACCUGCUGGCUCCAGGUUAUAUCCGCACAGACAUGACGGCGGGGCUGAAGGAGGCGGAGCUUGUUCGGGGCGUCCCGCUGGGCAGAUUCGGCGAGCCGGAGGAGGUGGCACAGGCGGUGCUCUUCCUCCUGGAGACGCCCUACGUGACAGGGCAGGUGCUGCUGGUGGACGGAGGGCUGCAAUUGGCCAUGUAGAGCUCCCCCCUCCCGUGGGAGUGCCGGCUGAUUGGGGGGAUUACAGUGGAGACUGAGGGAUUAUGGGAGUGGCAACACCGGCCCAGAGGAACAUGCUGUGACUGGGCCUUUAUAACGAAUAAAUACCCGCUCUUCUGGAGGUGAAGCUGCUGUGGAAUGCUUGGCUCUGGUGUUGUGAUAAAGGGUCCUUAGUGUUCAGGUUUUGGUGUUCAGUCAGCUUUAAUAAACAGUUUGAGGUCUUGUGCUCCUGCUGUGUUCUAGAGGAGGUUCAGUGAAAGAAAAAGCGUUCAUGCUCUCUGCACAACAUUACUACUGAGUUCAGCACUUUGCCCUACCCUCGCUGUGACAUCACAAUCACUGCUGUGUUUUUACUGUGACAACACAAUCACUAUGUCAUGCCCUCACUAUGACAGUCAGUCUAAUGUCUGUACCUUCAUUAUGACAUUAAAAUGUGUAACU
Molecule: messenger RNA, 1337 nt
Organism: Anguilla anguilla (European eel)
Lineage: Eukaryota; Metazoa; Chordata; Actinopteri; Anguilliformes; Anguillidae
Gene: cbr4
Product: carbonyl reductase 4
Exons: 6
Coding region: 162-878 (238 amino acids)
Biological process (GO): fatty acid biosynthetic process
Molecular function (GO): oxidoreductase activity, acting on the CH-OH group of donors, NAD or NADP as acceptor; quinone binding
Source: RefSeq, a predicted model, not a curated record